Molecule: messenger RNA, 1269 nt
Organism: Chrysochloris asiatica (Cape golden mole)
Lineage: Eukaryota; Metazoa; Chordata; Mammalia; Afrosoricida; Chrysochloridae
Gene: KRT23
Product: keratin 23 (histone deacetylase inducible)
Exons: 8
Coding region: 1-1269 (422 amino acids)
Molecular function (GO): structural molecule activity
Source: RefSeq, a predicted model, not a curated record
AUGAACUCCAGCCAGAACUUCAGCCAGACCACCUCAGGCUUCCUCCAUGGCACGGGAAGAGGCCAGGGCUGGCUGGGCUGCUUCCCUCGAGCCCCCAGCGUUCAUGGUGGAGCAGGGGGCAUCCGUAUCUCCCUGUCCUUCAUGAAGCCAAACUGCCUACCCCCAGGAGGGUCAUGGGGAUCCCAAAGCAGUGAGUCCCUCGUAGGUGGGAAUGGGAAAGCGAUGUUGCAGAACCUCAACCAGCGCCUGGCCUCCUACCUGGAGAAGGUGCGUGCCCUGGAGGAGGCCAAUGAGAAGCUGGAAAGUCACAUCCUGAAGUGGCACCAGCAGAAGGACCCCGGCAAGAAGCAAGAUUACUCACACUAUGAAGAGAACAUCAGUCACCUGCAGGAGCAGAUAACAGAUGGUAAAAUGGCCAAUGCUCAGAUCAGUCUACUCAUUGGCAAUGCCAAGAUGGCAGUGGAUGACUUCAGUCUCAAGUAUGAAAAUGAACACUCCUUCAAGAAAGACUUGGAAAUUGAAGUUGAGGGCCUCCGGAAGACCUUGGAUAAUCUGACCAUUGUCACAACAGACCUAGAACAAGAGGUUGAAGGGAUGAGGAAAGAACUCAUACUUAUGAAGAAGCACCAUGAGCAGGAAAUGGAGGAACAGCAUGUGCCAAAUGACUUCAAGGUCAAUGUGAAGGUGGAUACAACCCCAGGGGAAGAUCUGAUUAAGAUCUUGGAGGACAUGAGGCAGGAAUAUGAGUUUAUAAUAAAGAAGAAGCAUCAAGACUUGGACACUUGGUUUAAAGAGCAGUCUGCAGCUAUGUCCCAGGAAGUGGCCAGUCCAGCAGUUGUUCAGAGUGGCCAAAGUGACAUCCAUGAGCUGAAGCGGACUUUCCAGGCACUGGAGAUUGACCUGCAGGCACAGUACAACAGGAAAUCCGCUUUGGAAAACAUGCUGUCAGAGACCCAGUCUCGGUAUGCCUGCCAACUCCAGGACAUGCAGCAAAUCAUCUCCCACUACGAGGAAGAACUGAGGCAGCUCCGCCGUGACCUGGAGCGUCAGAACAGUGAAUACAAGGUCCUCUUAGGCAUCAAAACCCACCUAGAAAAGGAGAUUGCUACCUACCGCCAGCUCCUGGAGGGAGAGACUGAAGGGGUAAUGGAAGAAUCUAAGUCAAGUGUGAAAGUGUCUACAGCUCCAAAGAUCAAGGCCAUCACACAAGAAAGCAUCAAUGGAAGAAUAGUUCUUUCUCAAGUGAAUGAAAUCCAAAAGCAUGCAUGA